UUAUAUUCUGGUGUGUUUGCUUGUGUUUACACACUUGACAAUACUUGGCAACAAUAUAAAUAUUAUUAUUUAUUUAUAAUUAAUUAUUAACAUUGAGGAAAAUAAAGUGUAAUUUUUAAAUUAUUUAUUUGGUUUUUGAACAUCAAAAGUAACUUGGAAAACUAACAAUAUGGCUAGAAAUGCAGAAAAGGCAAUGACAACACUUGCUCGUUGGCGAGCAGCACAAAGUGGUGAAGGAUUUAAAAAAGAUCAAGAUCGUCGUCCAUAUUUGGCAUCAGAAUGUCGUGAUUCAAGAAGAGCUGAAAAAUGGAGAACACAAAUUAUCGGUGAAAUCGCUAGAAAAGUUGCACAAAUACAGAAUGCUGGUCUUGGUGAAUUUAGAAUACGUGAUCUUAAUGAUGAAAUUAAUAAAUUACUACGUGAAAAACGUCAUUGGGAAGCACAAAUUAAAGAACUUGGUGGUCCAGAUUAUUCAAGAGUUGGUCCACGAAUGUUAGAUCAUGAAGGAAGAGAAGUACCUGGUAAUAGAGGAUAUAAAUAUUUUGGUGCUGCUAAAGAGCUACCAGGUGUACGUGAAUUAUUUGAACAAGAACCACCACCACCACCAAGAAAAACAAGAGCAGAAUUAAUGAAAGACAUUGACGCUGAUUAUUAUGGUUAUCGUGAUGAUGAUGAUGGUAUUUUAUCACCACUUGAACUUAUACAAGAACAAAAAUCACGUGAUAAAAUAAUAAAUGAAUGGGUACCACCAAAUGAUGAUGAUGAUGAUCAAAAUGCUAAUAUGGAAAUUGAAGAAACAAUACAAAAACCAAUACCAUCACAACAAGAUAUUCAAGAAGCAUUAGUAGCAAGAAAAAAACAAGAAUUAUUAGAAAAAUAUGUUUUAUAAGUCAAUAAAAUUAUUUAUUUUUCAUGCAAUUGAUAAACAUCUACCAAAAUUAUUUUCUUUUUUUUUUCUUUUAAUAAUAAUUUUUUUUACAAUACAUUUUUGUUUGUUAUAAAACUCGAUAAAUGGUAUUUUUAAUACAUAAUUAUCUCAUAACAUUUAAUUAAAGUAGUUUAAUUUUUUUAAUUUUUCAUUUGUGCAAUAGACGAUUUAAUUAUUCAUCAAGAAAAAAAAAAGAGGUGCUGUGGAUAAAAAGUUGAUAAAAAUCGUCAUUAAUUUAUUAAAAUUAUUUUUUUUCUACUUUUGAUUUUUUCAAAAUCAAAUAUUAAUAUUUAUUUUUUUUUUUUUUUGUAUAUCUGUUCUUUUCGUUUCAAUCUAAAAUGACAAUAAUAUUAUUGUCAUGUUUAACCAACUGUUUCCAUUCAAAAAAGUAAUAAUGCCAGACCAAAAGAUAAACUUUACGUCAAAACUUGAUAGAAAU
Molecule: messenger RNA, 1367 nt
Organism: Aphidius gifuensis
Lineage: Eukaryota; Metazoa; Arthropoda; Insecta; Hymenoptera; Braconidae
Product: pre-mRNA-splicing factor ISY1 homolog
Exons: 4
Coding region: 170-889 (239 amino acids)
Biological process (GO): mRNA 3'-splice site recognition; generation of catalytic spliceosome for second transesterification step
Cellular component (GO): catalytic step 2 spliceosome; post-spliceosomal complex; Prp19 complex
Source: RefSeq, a predicted model, not a curated record